This is a messenger RNA of Paramecium tetraurelia, 963 nucleotides long. RefSeq lists its product as uncharacterized. Gene Ontology annotation, molecular function: hydrolase activity, acting on acid anhydrides, in phosphorus-containing anhydrides; ATP binding; nucleic acid binding. The record is from RefSeq and is a predicted model, not a curated record. Gene Ontology annotation, biological process: nucleobase-containing compound metabolic process. The transcript has a single exon. NCBI's taxonomy places the organism in Eukaryota, Ciliophora, Oligohymenophorea, Peniculida, Parameciidae.
AUGAGACAGAGAAUUAAUGGAUUCAUUGAUUCAUCAUAAAAUGUUACACACUAUUCUAGCUUUGAAUGUUUUUGUAAAUUUAUUUCGUAAUUGAUUCUCACAUCCUAAAAGGAAUCAAUUCUAUAUAUUGAAAAAUCAAAUACUAUGAAAUUGUCCAAAAUUAAUAAUUAUUCAAGUUUUUAAACUUUAAUUGACAAAUCAAGGAACUUAGUCUUUUUGGGAGGAACCCUAUAACCAUUGAAUGAAUUUGAAAUAUUCAAAGAGAGAGUUGAUUCUAAUGAGUUUAUUUUUAAGGAAUAUCCUCAUAUAAUUUCAAAAGACAGAUGUUAAUUAUUAGUAAUAAAUGCAUAAUUAGAAUAUUCGUUUAAGUAAAAGAAUGAAAAUUUGAAUUAACUUAUGAUUCAAACGAAUUCACUUAUUUAAGACAUAGAAAAAUGCAUUCCAGAGGGAAUUGUAAUCUUCAUGUAAACCUAUACAUUUUUAGAGUAAUUCAAAUAAUAUGCAAAAUCAAAUAAUCUACAGUUUAGCAAAUAAGUGUUUUUUGAUGAGAAGUAAAGUUCUUAAAUUCUGGAGAAAUAUUCUGAAGUGGCUAAAAAAGGUGCCAUUCUAUUAUCAGUUGUAGGGGGUUCAUUGUCAGAAGGAAUUAACUUUUCUGAUCAUUUAGCUAGAGCAGUAAUUAUAUUUGGAGUUCCAUACCCAAAUCUUGAUAGUUUUGAACUGAAAGAAUAAAUUAAUAUAAAUGGGAAUUAAUAUUAUGAUAAUAUCACAAUGAGAGCAGUUAAUUAAUGUAUUGGAAGAGUUAUCAGACAUAAAAACGAUUAUGGUCUGCUCUUCUUAAUAGACAAAAGAUUUUCAGAAGAUAAACUAAGAUUAAAGUUUUCGACUUGGUUAUAGAACAGAAUCACAAUUUAAAAUGAUUUUAAGGGAACUAAUUUUUUUGAAUCAUUUAAGAAGAUACUCUGA